AUGGACAGCGACGCCGCGGCCGGCGCGGUGUCCGUCGAGAUCCGCGGCGGCUCGCCGCGCAGCCGCUCCCCCCGCGCCGCGACGUCACCGCCCGGCGGUGGCGCGGGGCGGAAGCGCCGCGCGGUGGCGAGGGGCGUCCAGAGCACGCUCUCCAAGAUGUCCAUGCUCGCCAACUUCCUCCCCACAGGCACGCUGCUCGCCUUCGAGAUGCUCCUCCCGGCAGCGUCCGGAGACGGCUCCUGCUCCGCCGUCAGCGUCGCCGCGCUCAGGGCCCUCCUCGCGCUCUGCACCGCCUCCUGCUUCCUCUUCCACUUCACCGACAGCUUCCGCGCGCAUGACGGGAAGGUGUACUACGGUUUCGUCACGCCGAGGGGCCUGUCGCUGUUCAGGACCGGGCUCGGCGUCGAGGUGCCCAGGGAGGACAGGUACCGGCUCGCCUUCGUUGACGUCGUGCACGCCGUCAUGUCGGUGCUCGUCUUCGCGGCCGUCGCGCUCGCCGACUACCGCGUCUCCGGGUGCCUCCUCCCCGGACACCGCAAGGAGAUGGACGAGGUGAUGGAGAGCUUCCCGCUCAUGGUGGGCGCCGUGUGCAGCGGCCUCUUCUUGGUGUUCCCCAACUCGCGCCACGGCAUCGGUUGCUUGGCUGCAUGA
Molecule: messenger RNA, 651 nt
Organism: Phragmites australis (common reed)
Lineage: Eukaryota; Viridiplantae; Streptophyta; Magnoliopsida; Poales; Poaceae
Product: protein DMP9-like
Exons: 1
Coding region: 1-651 (216 amino acids)
Biological process (GO): endomembrane system organization
Source: RefSeq, a predicted model, not a curated record